CCCGUGGUAUUUAUAGCUCGUAUUUAAAGAGCCCCUGGGAGUCUCCGGCUCAGGCCUAUGAGUGUGGGACCGGCAGCGCCGCCUCUUCUUCCCUCCAGCCCGUGAGUCUGGGCCUCUCUCCCGGGAGAAAUGAAGCCGUGAGCCCGAGACAGCAGCGAAUUUGGGGCAAGAUGACGGAGUACAAGCUGGUGGUGGUUGGUGCUGGAGGUGUAGGGAAGAGUGCCCUGACCAUUCAGCUCAUCCAGAAUCAUUUUGUGGAUGAAUAUGAUCCCACCAUAGAGGACUCGUAUAGGAAACAAGUGGUGAUCGAUGGGGAGACGUGUCUGUUGGACAUUCUGGACACUGCGGGGCAGGAGGAAUACAGUGCAAUGCGGGACCAGUAUAUGAGGACCGGCGAGGGCUUCCUCUGUGUCUUUGCCAUUAAUAACAUCAAGUCCUUUGAGGAUAUUCACCAUUAUAGAGAGCAGAUCAAGCGAGUGAAGGAUUCGGAGGACGUGCCGAUGGUUCUGGUGGGGAACAAGUGCGACUUGCCCUCCCGGACGGUGGACACCAAACAAGCCCAGGACUUGGCCAGGAGUUACGGGAUUCCUUUUAUCGAGACCUCGGCCAAAACCAGACAGGGCGUGGACGACGCUUUCUACACGUUGGUCCGAGAAAUCCGCAAGCACAAAGAGAAGAUGAGCAAAGACGGCAAAAAGAAGAAGAAAUCAAAAACGAAGUGUAGCAUUUUGUGAAUAAUCUCCCCCUUGCCGUUGAGUCUAGGCCUGCCCACCGGGAUAACCUUGUACAUUACACUAAAUUAUUCACGUUUGUUUACCGAUUUAAUCUUGUUGUUGUUGGUCGGUGCCGGUGAUCCGCACUAAAUCCGGUUCUGCGCAUGGAACGCACGUUUUGCCAUCAUUUGAGCUUUUGUUGCUUCCAAAUAUCUAAUCCGAUUAGCGGCUUUGGAUUUCAGAUGAUCCCUAAUGCCCGUGGCGUAUAAUGCAAUACACUAGUCGGCCGUCCGCUGACCAUUCAGGUAUCUCGGCACAAUGUACUGCACCCUGGUCUCGGUUCUGCAGGAGCCGCGUUGCUUCGCGUCGGUUUAACGGCCGCAGGUUUACAAGUGCGCAUAGAGUUGGUAGCAAAUACCCAAUAAAGUGAAAACUGUACUCAAAAUGUGACGGAAUGGUGCUAUGAGAAGUGACAACGCUCUUUUUCUAUACUUGUAUAUAAUCCCGACGCUCCCAUCAGUAAGGACUCCUAUGGGAAUUCCAUGGUUACGGAUUAACCUGGCAGCUAAAGUGGUGUGCCAAUACUAAGAAUGGAAGGGGUGGGGGGGUGUCUGCUUGCUCCCUGUCUGAACUAGGAUCAACUUUAUACUGUAAGGCAGGAGUCCCCAACCGUUUUUUUUUAUCUGAGAGCCACAUUCAAUUUAAAAAAAAUUGGGGAGCAACGCAAGCAUGAAAAAGUCCAUUGGGGAGCUAAAUAAGUGCUACGAUUGGCUGUUUGGUAGCCCCUAUGUGGACUAGUGGCUCUGUUUGGCACUAUUCUUAGUUUUUCUGCAAUUAAAACUUAUUUCCAAGCCUGGAAUUCAAAAAUAAGCUCCUGUUUUGAGGCCACUAAGAGCAACAUCCAAGGGGUCGGAGAGCAACAUGUUAUAAGGAGACGUUGGGGAUCCUCCAUGGGAGGCGCUACUGCACCGUGUCUCUAAUAUUUCAUCCGUUUGGUGUCUGAAAUAAAACCACUGCAGCAGAUUUUACAGUCCAGAACAAGAAAUUGGACACGUUUAAACCAUGAGCAGUAAUCCCAGGAGUAGGGGUGAACCUCUCUGUUUAUCCUGGGUGCAAAUAGCAGUGGUCUGCUCCGUCUUACCCCGGAUAUUAGAUAGAUAUAAAUAUAUACACAGUAUACUCCAUAAAAGAGAGACCCUAUUCUAUUCAGCCAGAAGGCAAAUGUUUAUUUGUACCCAAUGAAAGGUCUUUUUUGGGAACAGAGACCCCACUAUGGUUUAGUAGCAGGGUCAAUGCUUUUUUUUUUUUUCUUGGGACGUUAUUUUUGAAUUCAGAUGAAGGGCUUGUGUGUUGAAUAUAGAGAAAUACUGUACACCCCCAUGACAAAUAUUACUGAUUGACACCUCAUUAUUCUAUUUCUGAAUCUGACCCAAUACUCCAGGUCCAAUGGUUAAUAUUCUAUUAGAAUUCCGUCUGCUGCUGCAAUUUUAUUAUAAUCUACCCCCCCCCCCGCUCUCUACUGUGCUGUCGUCUUACUCCGGGUUGGGGGCUUUUUGCAUUUGGUGCCCCCCACGCAUGGAAGGAGGAACCUUAUAUGUUUACCUGGAAUGUAUUUUAACUAUUUUUGUAUAGAAACCUGCACAUUUUUGUACAUUUGUGCUUUUUAUUUGAAUCUGAUCUGUUUAAUAGGGUGUGCUUGUAUUUGGGCCCCGGGGCCACCCCCCUUUAGGGCUGAUGACACCAUUAACGACAAACUGAAAUGACCACUGUUCUAACAACUCUUAUUUUCCCUUCAUAUUUUAGGAGUAUAUCCUGUGUGAUAUUGUCAUUAAUUUUGUUUCUGACUGUAAUGCUCCUAUUUAUUGAAAUGUAAUUAAAUGAGUUCUGGUGA
Molecule: messenger RNA, 2604 nt
Organism: Xenopus laevis (African clawed frog)
Lineage: Eukaryota; Metazoa; Chordata; Amphibia; Anura; Pipidae
Gene: kras.S
Product: Kirsten rat sarcoma viral oncogene homolog like S homeolog
Exons: 5
Coding region: 171-734 (187 amino acids)
Biological process (GO): signal transduction
Cellular component (GO): plasma membrane; membrane
Molecular function (GO): G protein activity; GTPase activity; GTP binding
Source: RefSeq, a predicted model, not a curated record